Molecule: messenger RNA, 474 nt
Organism: Papaver somniferum (opium poppy)
Lineage: Eukaryota; Viridiplantae; Streptophyta; Magnoliopsida; Ranunculales; Papaveraceae
Product: late embryogenesis abundant protein 76-like
Exons: 2
Coding region: 49-438 (129 amino acids)
Source: RefSeq, a predicted model, not a curated record
UCUCAUCUAGCUAGUAAAUCUAUUUCCUUUCAUUUCAAGAGUGCGAAGAUGUCUACCAAUCAGAGUGCGGCCGUUGAAUCCGCUAAGAACACAGCUAACACAGCUGGGGAACAUGUUGCCGAUGCAGCUAAAGCAACUAGAGACUAUGUAGCAGAUGCAGCUAACACUACAACCAAUACUGCCCAACAGAAAAAGGAAGAGGCCUCUCGUGUCCUUAUUGACGAUACAGCUCAAACAGCUAGGCAGCAUGUUGCCAAUGCAGCUGACUCUGUAUCCAAAGCUGCCAAGCCGGAAGAAGAAAAGACCCCUGGAUUCCUUGAAAAGACUGGGACAACAAUGAAGAACACAGCACUAGGUGCAGCUGACACUGUGACUAAAACAGCACAAGGUGCAGUGGAGACUGUGAAGAAUACAAUCGGAAUGAAUGACAAGAAAUGAAGAAGCAGAUGUUAAUCUUAGCAAUCCAUCCAUCCA